Messenger RNA from Kockovaella imperatae, 2407 nucleotides. Its product is annotated as Six-hairpin glycosidase-like protein. Gene Ontology annotation, biological process: carbohydrate metabolic process. The record is from RefSeq and is a predicted model, not a curated record. The transcript has 3 exons. Lineage: Eukaryota; Fungi; Basidiomycota; Tremellomycetes; Tremellales; Cuniculitremaceae. The coding region runs from base 20 to 2407 and encodes 795 amino acids. Gene Ontology annotation, molecular function: alpha-L-fucosidase activity.
CUGAGAUCCCCCUUGCAGUAUGGUCUCGCAUCCAGUCAGUCCUGCACCAUUUUCGCGUGCAAAUAUACUCCACGAUGCUGCUCCGGCCGAGAAUUACAGUGAUUCGUGGCUCAUCGGAAAUGGCCGUCUCGGUGCAGGCGUCCAAGGACAGGUGGAAGAUGAGAAACUUCGAGUCAACGAAGAAUCGAUCUGGGCUGGAGGACCGCAGGACCGCAAUAACCCAGAUUGCAAAGGUCAGCUUGCUGAAGUCAAACGUUUAGUUGCGGGUGGAAAUCUGCUGGAAGCGGAGAGGCUAUCGAUGCAAGCAAUGGCGGGCAAUCCCACCUCGAUGCGAUAUUAUGACUUCCUCGGUAUGAUACACUUCAUACACUACGAUCAUCAUGGUGCGACUGGCUAUGAACGAUCUCUAAAUCUUGACACAGCGGUGGCCACUGUCAAAUACAAACUCAAUGAUGUCAAUUACACGAGGGAAUACAUUGCCAGUCAUCCGAAAGACCUCAUUGCUGUUCACAUUCGUGGCGACCGGCCUGCCUCUGUCAAUUUUUCAGUCGCAACUGAGCGCGGCUUGAACGAAAACAGAUGGGAAGAAUAUAAUCGACGAGUGUCACAUGAUUGCGUGGUGAUGGGCGGACAAUUCCUCGGGGGUGGGGGUCACUCUUUUGCAGCUGGCGUCAAGGUCUUCACAGAGACGGGUCACGUCAAGAGCCUGGGUCAAGAGGUCGAAGUCACAAAUGCAGAUGAGGUAACCGUAUUCUUUACAGCAUGGACCACUUAUCGGGAUUCAAAUCCACAUGCCCGAGUAGUCUCACAGCUAAACGAGGCUGCCCAAACACCUUGGAGUAUCUUGCUCGAUCAACACAUUGCUGACCACCACUCGUUGUUCAGCCGGGUGGAUAUAAGUUUUGGAUCUUCAACUCCAGCACAACGCGCCUUGUCGAUAUCCGAUCGCGUCAAGGGACAAGAGAAGUUGUUUGAUCCAGAAUUAACAGCCCUUCAUUAUCAAUUUGGACGAUAUUGUUUGAUCGCCUCGUCACGGCCAGGUACGCUUCCGGCCACUCUCCAAGGCAUCUGGUCAGGCAGUCCAGAUCCUCAAUGGGGGUGUAGAUACACGACCAAUAUCAAUCUACAAAUGAACUACUGGCUGGCACUCCAAACAAAUUUGUUCGAGUUGAACGAGCCCCUCCUGGACUUUGUCUUAGACUUGUCCAAGUCCGGUCAAGAAACAGCAAGAAAGAUGUAUGGUGCUCGUGGCGCCGUGUGCCAUCACAACGCUAAUCUCUGGGGUGAUUGUGCGCCUCAAGACCGAUAUACACCCGCAACCGUAUGGCCUACAGGCUUGGCUUGGCUGUGUACACACAUCUGGGAGCACUAUCUAUUCUCUGGAGAUAUAACGGUACUGCGAAAGUACUAUCCCGCCAUCAAAGAGGCAUCCCUGUUCUUUUUAGAUGCCAUGACGGAUCAUGAUGGCUACAAGGUCACAAGUCCUUCCCUGUCUCCCGAGAAUUCGUACAUGGAUCCCCGGACCGGACUAGCCGUGUCUAUAUGCGCUGGGCCGACAUUGGACAACUGUAUCCUGUGGGAUUUAUUCAGCGCCACCAUCCAUUGCCAUCAAGUCCUGGAUCUCGAUGAUGAGGCGUUCAUCCUCCAGGUGUCAGAAUUCAGGUCAAAACUGCCGCCAAUCAAGAUCAACCGCCAGGGAGGAAUUCAAGAGUGGUUACAGGACUAUGUCGAAGCAGAAAUUGGUCACCGUCACUAUUCGUCACUGUAUGGAAUGUAUCCAGGAUCAAGGAUCACGCCGUCUUCUCCCACCCUAUUUAAUGCUGCCCGUACGCAGCUACACCGCCGGAUCAAGCACAACUCGACCCACACUGGAUGGUCUGCCGCAUGGGCAAUGGCUCUAGCGGCGAGAGCUUUUGAUGCAGACAUUGUGGCCGAGCGAUACAAAGCCGCCCAUGAAUUCUGGGUUAUGCCUCGCACCCUCAUCGCGGUAGGAGGAAGGGAAUUCCAGCUCGAUUCGACAUUCGGAUUUCCGUCCGCUAUGACUGAGUGCAUCCUGCAGAGCCACGAAACGAUACGGGAGGAGGGGGUCGUCAACGUUCUGAUCCGUCUGCUACCGUCUCUGCCGACUGAGUGGGCUCAACAGGGUAGAGGGGGCCACCUCUCUGGCGUCAGAGCCCGGGGUGGUUUCAUCGUGGAUGUAGAGUGGAAUGAGCGCGGCGAACUGGUCAGCGCCAUGAUUGAGGAUACUGUGGGAGGUCCGUUCGUCGUUACUGCAAGUAGAAGUCGGUGCGAGGAUCGAAAUGUCGGUGUUGAGGUCAUCGUGGACGGAAAGAGGGGUGUUUUUGUCAAGGUGGCGAGUCAAAAAGGCCAGCUUAGCUCCGUGCGGGCCAUACAUACAAGUACCUGA